AUGUUUAUUGUUGCUGGAAAUUGGACCCGGGAGCGGCCGUCGGCUGGAGAAGAGGGGCUCCGCUACCUGGGUGGCGGCGCGUCGGCGGGCGGCGUCCUCCUGGAGACCUGCAAGAAGCCGAUGGUCGGGCUCUCCGGCGCCGGUCCUCCGAUGGUUAAGUCAGUCAGGAGUUUGUAUGGGGGUGGAGAUAGCGACAUUGCAAAAAUGGUGACCAAGAGCAACGUCCUGUAUGCUCGUUUUCAGAAAAGGGCAGCCGAGCUUGCGGGAGAACAGCCUGGGCCGAAAAAGAAGGCGAGGAUCUCGGCUGCCGUGGUCGCCGAGAAGAGCGCUCCUCGUGCCGAGCGCUCCGAGGCUGGUCGAGGAGAAGGCUCAAGUUCUGGGGGCACGAGCUCUGCUGAAGCUACGAUGGCGCUUCCGUGCCCGGCGCCGAUUUCUCAACACCUUCACGAGAUCGAGACGCUGAUGCAUAUAGUCCAAGACUACCGGGACCGGGCCCGAAGGCAUCAGCGCGGGCAGGAGGAGGCCGAGGCAAGGUGCCUCGCAUCCGAGGCCGAACAAAAAGUGCUCCAGACGAAGGUGGAGGCGGCCGAGGACAAGAUUCGGGCUCUGACCACCGAGCUCGAGGAGGAGAAGGGCGCACACGCCCUGGCCAAGUCAGAGGUGCGCGCUGUAGAGGCGCGUCGGGCCGAGGCCACUUUGAUGCUCGCUAUCCGCGAGCAAGAGGUGAAGGAAGUUCACCUCAAGGCCCAAGAGCUCGAGGCCCGCUUGUCCGAGGCCCAGUCCCUGCUCGCCGUCCGCGAGCAGGAAGUGAGGGAUCUGGAGCGAAAGGCCAAGCAACGCGAAGCUCGGGAGAAGGUGGCCCGGGAGCAGGCCCAGAAUGCCGGGGUCAACACGUCUAAAGAUCCGGCUAGGGCCGAAGUUCAGGCGGCCGAGGAGGCCACUUGGGAGGCUCCCGCCGAGGGGGAUCCUGAGGGAGUGCCUUACGCCACACCUGAGGCUGCUGGCGAGAUUCCGGCCGAGGCUUCUGCAACCGCGGCCGGGCAGGCAGGAGAACCCAGAGACGCCCCAGCCGAGAAUUUCGAAGCGGUCGUGGCGGACGACCUCGGGGCUGGAGCUGAAGCUGCAAUUACUUCUUAG
This is a messenger RNA of Phoenix dactylifera (date palm), 1137 nucleotides long. NCBI's taxonomy places the organism in Eukaryota, Viridiplantae, Streptophyta, Magnoliopsida, Arecales, Arecaceae. The record is from RefSeq and is a predicted model, not a curated record.